AUGUUUUCUCGAAUCUUCGGAGUCUUCGUCGUGGCACUUUGCUGCUCUGAUGUUGCGACUGCGUUUCAAAGCUCCAGCUCUGCUGUCAUUCCAGGACUGCGGUCCACGAAUGCUCGUAUUUGCACCGAAAGAUUAACUUCUCUGCGCAUGUCUGCAAAUGGUGACAAGAGCGACGAGAUGAUGAAAUCUGUGCUUCGCUCCCUUGAAGACGUCAAGGGAAGGGAAGGCUUCCGAGGAAAGGAUGCUGACAAGGCCAUUCGAGAGGUCAAAGAAGUUGCUGGAGAUGACUCGCAGUCAAGGAGGUUCCUAGGAUCCAGAAGGCUCGCCAAGGCUGUUGAGGAGCAGGAGCUGUCAUUCAAGAGCAUGAUCAAUGGAUUGAAGUCUGUGAUGGGAAGGGAGGGCUUCCGUGGAGCGGACGCUGAGAAGGCCAUCCAUGACCUGGAGGAGGCAGAGAACAAGGCAAUCGCUGAGGAGCAGGACGAGAAGAAACUCCUUGGAUCCCGACGCCUGUACAAGUUCACCAGGGCUGCCACCAAGACGGUUAUGAGGCCUGUGAGCCGCAAGAACCACCCUGGAGAGAAGUACUUUCCUGGCCGUCGAUGA
Messenger RNA from Guillardia theta CCMP2712, 603 nucleotides. RefSeq lists its product as hypothetical. NCBI's taxonomy places the organism in Eukaryota, Cryptophyceae, Pyrenomonadales, Geminigeraceae. The transcript has 10 exons. The record is from RefSeq and is a predicted model, not a curated record. The coding region runs from base 1 to 603 and encodes 200 amino acids.